AUGGGACAGAGCCUCGCUCUUCCUCCUUGUCAGGGACGCAUCGGCUCCACCAUCAUUAAGGUCCUCAGCAAUGAAAGCUUGAUCCAUUUCUAUCUCUCCCUUUGCAAUGAGUCUUCUUCUGCGCAGAACACCGGGAAUACUCCGAACUCUCCUGAGGCCAUCCAAGCUCGAGCUCAGCAGAUGCAAGCCAUCGUCUCAGAUGCAGCAGCAUCGCACCUUACCUAUGAUCAGGCCAUUCAGCAUCUCAAGGAGAUUGGAGCGAAUGAACCAGAUGUCCGUGACUAUGUCGAGCUGCUCCUUGAACAAGCUGAGCGCGAUCACGAUUGCGAACCUAGUCCUGCAUCGUCUAACGAGAGAGGAGAAGAGCAUAACCAGGAGGGUCAUCAGCUGGCAGAGAGCCCAGCUGACACUUUGGCCUGGGUGAUCAUACAGCAGAAACUUAUCGCACUUCAGCAAGCUGGUAGGAGCUGCGUGGGUGCUGACUUCUCCUUUGAUGAGCUUUCCAAAGCACUGGAACUAUCUUCGAGUUCGUUUGGUAUCCCGCAGUCUGUUCUCACAGCAGCGCCGCAUCUCACAGCCACCUCUCCAGCCUUGCAGAAUUCUCACCUGAUCGAGACAUUCCGUCUUCACCAGUUGUAUGUCUUAGAAUGGGCAAGUGACCCCAUUCUGGAUCUCAUGCAGCAGCAAAGCGUGCAGGUCCCAGUGCCUCGCUCAAUCUGGAAGGAUGUGCUUAUGGAUCGAUAUGUUAACUUUGAGAAACUCUUCACAUCCAUGAUGUCACAGUAUUAA
Laetiporus sulphureus 93-53 is the source of this 789-nucleotide messenger RNA. RefSeq lists its product as uncharacterized. NCBI's taxonomy places the organism in Eukaryota, Fungi, Basidiomycota, Agaricomycetes, Polyporales, Laetiporaceae. The transcript is spliced from 4 exons. Bases 1 to 789 code for a protein of 262 amino acids. The record is from RefSeq and is a predicted model, not a curated record.